AUGUACUAUUAUUUGGUACUAGUACUUUUAGUCUCUUCAAUGUUUACACAUUUGGAUGGGAUUCCUUGUUUCCAUGCGAGGCAUAGAAGAAGUAACACGGUCGGUGUGUGGUGCUGUGAAGGGGAACUUCUUCCCCCUUUGGAUACUGUCUUGGAUUCCCGUCGCUGUGAUGCCAAGUCUAGACUCACAGCAAGGAAUCGUUACUGUAAAGUGUGCAAGACUGCAUUCUGA
Colletotrichum paranaense is the source of this 231-nucleotide messenger RNA. RefSeq lists its product as uncharacterized. The transcript has a single exon. Lineage: Eukaryota; Fungi; Ascomycota; Sordariomycetes; Glomerellales; Glomerellaceae. The coding region runs from base 1 to 231 and encodes 76 amino acids. The record is from RefSeq and is a predicted model, not a curated record.